AUGGCUGCAUCCCAGAGGCGUACUAGAAACGCUGAUGUAAGCACCGACCCGAAAACGGGGUCCAAAAAGCCCAAGCCUGGCACAAAAACCGCAGAGCCUGUUACGCCCAAGCGAACGCUGUAUGUGAGUAAUUUGAACGACAAGAUAAAGAUCGCGACUCUGCGCGAAAACUUAUACUUACUGUUUUCGACGUACGGGGAAGUGGUAAACGUUGCGAUGUCGCCCAAGACGCGCGGUCAGGCGUUUGUGUUUCUGCAAAAACUUGACGAGGCGAACUUGGCGUUGAUAACUUUGCAAGACGAGCCUUUCUUCGGCAAACCACUGCGCAUUGCGUUCAGCAGACACGAAACUCGGUCCGUAGGUGAGGAAUGA
Molecule: messenger RNA, 372 nt
Organism: Lachancea mirantina
Lineage: Eukaryota; Fungi; Ascomycota; Saccharomycetes; Saccharomycetales; Saccharomycetaceae
Source: the annotation of a GenBank genome assembly